Molecule: messenger RNA, 4956 nt
Organism: Parasteatoda tepidariorum (common house spider)
Lineage: Eukaryota; Metazoa; Arthropoda; Arachnida; Araneae; Theridiidae
Cellular component (GO): nucleus
Source: RefSeq, a predicted model, not a curated record
CGGCUGAAUACUAUCUUUUCAAUUUUUAAAUGGUGCUGUAGUAAAUUUACUGUUGCCUGUCUACCGAGACGACGAUAGGAUAAUCGGUAAGAUGGCGAAAAGAGGUCGUCCCCGGAAAAAAGAUAAUUUAAAAUCUCCUCCAAAUACUUCUGAUUCAAGGAAACCAUGAGACGAUACUAACUAUGGACCCGAAUAGGUGGCCUCCGUACAGCCAGCAACCGUAUUCUCACCUGACCAGUGAAUCACCGCACCUUCCACUAUCUUCAACUCAUGAAGAUUCUUUAAAUACCUAUGGAACUAACAAUUCUAACAGUAUGCUCUUUUCAACUAGUCAAAACAUGCAACCUCACUCUUCAUCGAGAUCAUAUUCUAGUGCUAACCAUGGUCCAGCAAUGUUGCCAAACUCACAUUACGAACCACUCGCUAAUCCUCAUCCGUCUAAAGAAACUUCCAAUUUCUAUAAUGAAAAUAUAUUCAAUGGUGUUUGCAGGGAAAAUCAGUCUAGAAUGCACCAUUUUCCACGACAUCGGAAUGAAGAAAAUGGGAUGGCAGGGUCCGAUGGUGCCAGUCGGUACUCGCAUCCGACUCCUUCGCAUUCGAACCUUGAUCAACCCUCUCUGGGUCCUUUUGGUGAACUCCCUCACCAAACUAUAAGACAUCGGGUGAAUCGUUUUGAUCCAAACAAUGAAACUUUUUUACCACCCGUUUCAAAGCAAGCUGCACCCUCGACAUAUAAUAAUGGACCUCAUAAUGACCGAGAAAUGACUGUUUAUUCAUCUGCUCCAUUGUCUGUGCAGUCGGCCUACUCGGGUGAUACUUCUUCCCUAUCCCCUGCUUUGAACUCUGUCAAUUCACCGAGUGAAUACUAUUCCAGUCCACAAAAUAAUUAUGGAGCUUAUAGUUCUUUACAAAGCCCUGCGCCUAAUAGCCCUUCUGUUACUCAACAGUCAUACCCAUCAUCUCCAUAUGGUAACGUUGAUCCCAAUCUUACACUGCCGCCAUGUUCCCCUAUGAAUGGGGGAAGUUAUUCUGUUACUCGAAGAACUAUUCAAAAUCACCAGCAUAGUCCCACUAGUAGUGCUGUUAUGUGUUAUAAUUCUACAUCACAUGCACAAUCCACUGUUCAUCAUGGAUCACAGUCUAUGGUUCUUAAAAAUGAAUAUCCAACUGAUUAUAGUGGAUAUACUCAAGAAAGACAUUCAUCUUAUUCAUCAGUGUACCCAUCAAUGCACUCAGGCCAAGUCUCUGGGGGAAACAGUUCUAGAAUACCCUCAAGGACUCAUUCUUAUUCAAUGCCUCCCGACCGAAGAUCCCGCUAUGGGCAACCUUAUCCAUCGUCUCCAGCUGUUUCAAGUCCGCAUUAUAUGCAAAAUGAUAGUCAUGAUGUGCCAUAUGGAACCUAUUCCUCUAGCAUUUCCCCUGUACAACCUAUGCAACCAUCUAGAUACAGAAAUUCUUCUGCCUUGAAUUCAUAUAGAACUUAUUCCCAUCAUCCUACUCUUGUGCCCGUUGUGUCAAAUCACUAUGAAAAUUACAACUCUUAUGGCUGUUCAUCAUCCAGUGUAGUUGAUGACAGUAAGACUUCAGAUAUGUACAAUUCACCCCUUGAACCUGGAUCUAAUGUUCAAGAACAGAAUAACACUUUCUCCAAUUAUGACCUUGGUGUUUUAGAUUCAGAAAUUCUUCUUACCAGACAAACUAGGCAGCCUAAGGGUGAUGAAUGUCCAUUAAAACAACCGGUUAAACUAGAGAGUGCAAACAUGACUGUCAAUCAUCGUCAGUCGAGUGAAUACGAUGAACCUUUUCCUUCUUAUGAGCCACUCAACAUGAGGGGUCUGUUUCAUUCCCCUAGAAGAAGGGGUCGAAGAGGCAGAGGUCGUAGAGGAGGAAGAUUCCCACUAAGUCAAAGAAAAUACGGCACCGGACGACGAGGUCGUCGGCCACGACUCGCACCCGUCUUCGACGACUACGAGUAUGUCGAAGAGUCCUACCCUAGUCAUGUAUAUAUGGAACCAGAGUCUGUGGCACCCAUGCGAUUAGAAUAUAAGCAAGAAAUAAUUGAUAUGGAAGAAUGCUACGAACCACCCUGUCCUCGAACCAUUUUCGAGGACAGGAUCGGGAGGCCACUCUCUAUCGAAGAGGAAUUGAACUUUCUGUUAAAACUUACUUUUAACCAUACUAGUCGUAGGACAAGAAGUAAUGUUCGAAAAGACACAGACUAUCAAAAGAGAUUCCUCACGUUUGCCAGAAAGAAUUCAUGUGAUAAUUACUCAUUUAAUCCUAGUUCCUCUGAGCUUAAUAUCAAAGAAGAGCGCAAAGAGCGAGAUAGAAUACAUUUAAAAAUUUCUAAGCGCGGUCGUGAAGGAGGUUGGUGGGAGUGCAAAGAUAUGAGUGAAAGUGCCUCUGGAUAUUCCAUAUUGUCUAGUCAUCAAAUCAAAAGAGAAUAUGAUUCUAGGGAGAAAAGCAAACAUACAGGCAAACUGAAAAUAAAGGCGGAUGAAAAUGAACAAGAAUUGUUGACCCCCAACAUUCCAAAGAAGCGUGGAAGAAAGGCUAAAACGCCUGUAACUACCGAUCCACCUGAAUCGAGUAAAAAUGAAGACCUUGAAUCAGAGUCGGUAAAAAAUUCUGAUUUAUCUCCUAUUGUAAAAGAAGAGGUGGCAGCACCUUUAGCUGAAAACGAUCAGAUUGACAACUCUAAACUUGAGGGUGAUAGACUGUCAUCUUUGAGACGUAGGAAAGGUGAAAAUUUAGUUAUAGAUCCAGAACCUGGGCCCUCACAGAGAAUAGACAUUGCCGAAUUUGAAGAUGAAUUAUUUGAUGAUAAUUUAGAUGAUUUUAAUUUAGAUGAUUCAGACUCCGAUCCGACAUGGACUGGAUCAGUUUCAAAAAAUGCAGAUCCUCUUUUAAAACGAGAUGUUACAAAGCAAGCUCCCCCUGUUCCUUCAAGUGGUAAAAAACGAGGUCCCAAACCUGGUCAUAAGCUUUCCAUCAAGAAUAGUCAUUCAAGUGUCUCUCCACCCCCUAAGAAGAAAAAGAGUGUUGAUUAUAGAAAGAAAGAUGACGAGAGGGUCGUUCCAUCAAUCACUAUUGUCAGAGCUAAACCAUCAAUAAAAAAGGAAAAAGUCAAAAGAGAACCGCCAAAAAUUGACUUGCCAAAAAAAGAAAAGAAAAAGAAGGAACCUUCGAGCAAAAAAUUAAAAAAGGAGAAAUUACCACCUCCUCUGGACCAUUUCCUAAUUGCCAAAUCAGAUUUAGACCAUGCUACACCAUACAUUUGGAAGAUAGACAAAAAGACUCAUAUGUUACAGCGGUUUGAAGUGGCAGAGCAAAAUGGAGUGCUAAUAUAUCAAAGCUCUCUUACUUAUGCAGCUUGGAAUGAGUAUUCCUGGUCUCAUUAUGUGUCAGCUAAAGUGGAAAUCAUAUCUCGCACAUCUGUCUUAUAUGUUGUCAAGUUCCUGGGUCCUGACCUCUCCCUCCCUGUUGAAAGUACUUUCCAUUCUUCUGCAAUUAAGAAAUCUGAAAUUGCACCAAAGGAACCCGAGUACGUCAUCGAGGAUGAUUCUUCUGUGGGAGAAAGUUGUGAGCCGAAAGAAGAAGAAAAUUUUGACCACCUAAAAGAAAGUUUUGACAUCUUCCUACAGAGUUUAAUUAGUCAAGCUGUCGAUUCUAGCUUUUUAUCAGAAAUUCAUCGAGAAAAAGAUGAGUAUUUCUUAAAUAGCAUCAAGGACAUAGAAUCAGUCACAGAUUCUAAAAAGUCCAAGAUGGCGAGAGACUAUUGGGAGGAAGAAUUGAAAUCAAGUGCAACUACUUAUCCUUGUAUCAAUGUUCUGGACAGUGUCAUGGAACAAGAACAUUGCCAAGUGUGCAAGAAGAGGAAAGGAAUAAAAUUAUUGCAAUUUUAUGGACAACUGUAUGAUUCUGACACCCUGUGUUCGAUCAUCCAGCGAUCAUCAACUAAUAAAACACAAUUCUUUGUUUGUUCUAAAUGUGCCACUUCUGUUUCACUCUAUAACCGUCUUCACCAUCAGAAAUAUAAUUUCUUCAUCAAAUGUAGGACAAAGAUGAAUGAAGUUAGAGGUAACAGAGAAAAACUAGAAUCUCACACUUUAUUGGGUGAUUGUUUAGAAGAUCAUGUAUGGGUUAAUUCACUUUUCGAUGAGUUGGUUCAACUUUGGCGUGAAAGUGAGAGAAGCAGCUGACAUAAAAUGGAAAAAGCCCACACCUCAGCCUGAACACUUCAGCUGUCUUGUGGUCUAUAAUUAUACAGUCUCUAUUCCACCAAAAUAACUACAUCCAAGCAUUUCAUUGAAGACAUGUUUUUUGCAUUUAUUCAAAAUACACUCCACAUUUUUCAUUCUUUUUUUUUUCUUAUCGACAGCUACUUGACAAAACUCUCCACAGGUGAUUGCUCUACAACUAUUGCUGUUUAGGAGGCAUCAUGUUUUUCAUUUGAUCUGUACAUUACCCCAUCGUCGUCUAAUCUUAUGUGUCCUCAGGUGCUGUGGAUUUUCAUAAAAACAUCAAUGUUUCAUAAUUUGUUGUUUUCUUCCAAUUCUUAGAGCAGAACAUAUGUUGAAUCGUAUAGUCUUGCUAACACAAGGUGAACUCUCAAUCAGGAGGUUCAUCUCAUGUUGGCCAGACUGUACAUGCUUUCAUUUUAUUGUUUACAUGCAUUCUUUGCUGGAAAGAAUCAUUACCAAUAACUUAUUUUUUUUUUUUAUGAACUUUGUUAAAUGAUGGAUGAUAAUUUUGAUAUUUAGUGAAUCUAUGUACAGUAACGGAGACAAAUUUACUAUAUGUGUGUACAUACAUGAAAAAUUUUAAGAUGCCAAAAAUGAAAGGCAUAAAAGUGAUUCUGUUUUUAUUUUAUUUUUUCUUUUUGUUUCAAAGUGUUUUAAUUGUUAAAAAGAUUUUAUUAAAAUAUUAUCUGUAUAAAGGAUUUGCAUUCUUUCA